AUGCAAUUGACAUGGAAAGAUAUUCCUACAGUACCUGAAGCUAACGAUAUGUUGGAUAUCGUUUUAAACAGGACUCAAAGAAAAACACCUACGGUUGUUAGGCCUGGUUUUAAGGUUACUAGAAUUAGAGCUUUUUAUAUGCGUAAAGUAAAAUUUACAGCUGAAGGUUUUAUUGAAAAGUUUGAUGACUUACUAAAAGGAUUCCCCAAUAUUAAUGAUAUCCAUCCAUUCCAUCGUGAUUUGAUGGAUACCUUGUAUGAAAAAAAUCAUUAUAAAAUUUCCUUGGCCGCUAUUUCCAGAGCCAAAACUUUGAUUGAACAAGUUAACAGAGACUAUUCUAGGUUAUUGAAAUUUGGCCAAUCUUUAUUUCAAUGUAAACAAUUAAAACGUGCAGCCUUAGGUAGAAUGGCUACCAUUGUUAAAAAAUUAAAGGAUCCAUUAGUGUAUUUGGAACAAGUUAGACAACAUUUGGGAAGAUUACCAAGCAUUGACCCAAACACUAGAACUUUGGUUAUCUGUGGUUAUCCAAAUGUUGGUAAAUCUUCAUUUUUAAGGGCUAUUACUAAAGCUGACGUUGAAGUUCAACCAUAUGCUUUCACAACCAAGAGUUUAUAUGUUGGGCAUUUUGAUUAUAAAUAUCUAAGAUUUCAAGCUAUUGAUACACCUGGUAUUUUGGAUAGGCCAACUGAAGAGAUGAAUAACAUCGAAAUGCAAUCUAUCUACGCCAUCGCACAUUUAAGAUCUUGUGUUUUAUAUUUUAUGGAUUUGUCUGAGCAAUGUGGGUUUACAAUUGAAGCUCAGGUCAACUUAUUCCACUCCAUCAAACCAUUAUUUGCUAAUAAAUCAGUUUUGGUUGUUAUAAACAAAACUGAUAUCAUUAAACCGGAAGAUUUGGACGAUGAAAGAAAAGAAUUACUUUCUUCCAUUGAAAACGUACAGGGUGUUGAAAUUAUGACUACUUCAUGUAUUGAACAAGAAAAUAUCAUGGAUGUAAGAAAUAAAGCCUGUGAAAAAUUGUUAACUUCUCGUAUUGAAAAUAAAUUAAAAUCUAAUUCUAGAGUGUCAAAUGUCUUGAAUAAAAUACAUGUUGCUAAACCACAACAACGUGAUAACAUACAAAGAGCACCAUACAUCCCAGAUACUGUUAAAAUUUUACAGCAGCAGCGAGAUGAUAGCACCCAACAAAAUGAUAGAAAAUUAAUGCGUGAUAUCGAAGCUGAAAAUGGAGGCGCUGGUGUGUUUAACAUCAAUUUAAAGGACAAUUAUAUUUUGGAAAAUGAUGAAUGGAAAAAUGAUGUCAUGCCUGAAAUUUUAGAUGGUAAAAACGUGUAUGAUUUCUUGGACCCAGAAAUUGCUGCCAAAUUGCAAGCUUUGGAGGAAGAAGAAGAGAGACUUGAAAGGGAAGGUUUCUAUGAUUCAGAUGAUGAUGAGGGCGAUGGUGCUGAAACUUUUGAAGGACACAGUGCUGAGGAAGUUGCUGAAAUUAGAGCUAAGGCUGCUUGGAUUAGAGAUAAACAAAAGAAAAUGAUUAUAGCUGCCAGAAACAGAAAGGCAUUGAAAAAUAGGGGUACUAUGCCACGUUCGAAAUUGAGUAAAUCAUUCAAAGAAAUGGAAAAACAUAUGGACUCUUUGGGUCAUGACAUGAGUAUUCUACAAGAUAAGCAGGCUGAAGCUAAAUUUAAGAGCAAAUCCGUUGAGACUGGUGCCGAUGUAGUCAUGGGCAGCAGUUUAGCCGCCGCUUCUGCUAGUGGUACUAAUGGUGGUACAUUAACACAAUCUGAUAGGUUAGUCGAUGGUAUUGCCGAUGGGUCUAUGAGAUCUAAAGCUGAAAGGCUAUCUAAAUUGCAAAGAAGAGAAAGAAAUAGACAAGCUAGACAAGGUGAAAGUGAUAGACACAUUGGUGCGUCAUUACCUAAACAUUUAUUUAGUGGUAAGCGUGGUAAUGGUACAAAUGAUUAUCGUUAA
This is a messenger RNA of Saccharomycodes ludwigii, 1965 nucleotides long. RefSeq names its product putative GTPase NOG1 (gene NOG1). Gene Ontology annotation, cellular component: nucleolus. The record is from RefSeq and is a predicted model, not a curated record. Gene Ontology annotation, biological process: ribosomal large subunit biogenesis. Bases 1 to 1965 code for a protein of 654 amino acids. The transcript has a single exon. Gene Ontology annotation, molecular function: GTP binding; RNA binding; GTPase activity. NCBI's taxonomy places the organism in Eukaryota, Fungi, Ascomycota, Saccharomycetes, Saccharomycodales, Saccharomycodaceae.